ACGGGGCCGAUACAAACGUCUUUAUCCAAUGGGCCCUGUUCUUUCCGUAGCAACUUCGUUCUUUAACGCGCUCUGUUCAUCUUUACCUUUGCUUAUUACUUGCUUUUUGGGAACACAGCAGUGGCACGCAUGGCUGGUAGAAAAGUAGAAACUACUGUGCAGAAAUAAGAAUCGUGGAAAGUGAUCAAGACCUUGCUUGCCUCUUCUCCUCUUGUCGUAUCUCUUUCUUUAUUAUAUUUACCUGUUUUAGUCCUCCAGUAAAGGGAUUUGCACUAGCUGUUGAGCUGCGGGUGAAGAGGAAUUAGGGUUUUUCUUUGUAAAUUGAAGGUGAUAGGGGAGCUCUUCUAGGAUUUGUGGGCGUUUGAAGAAGGGGGCGUGGAAUCAAUCGACGAGAAGGCCGUUCCGAUCGGGGAAAAAUGCGGGGAGUAUCGUUGCAAUCGUUGCCGCUAGGGUUCAGGUUCAGGCCGACGGACGAGGAGCUCAUCCGUCAUUACCUUAGGAAUAAGAUCAACGGUAACGAUUCUGCCGUGCAGGUUAUCAAGGAAGUCGAUGUCUGUAAGUGUGAGCCCUGGGAUUUACCUGAUUUGUCUGUGAUAAAGGGGGAUGACCCGGAGUGGUUCUUCUUCUGUCCGCGCGAUAGGAAGUAUCCAAAUGGACAUAGGUCUAACAGAGCCACUGAUGCUGGCUACUGGAAGGCCACAGGCAAAGACCGCAUGAUAAAGUCUCGCAAGAAUGGUACCUCCAAACCCGGAGUGAUUGGUAUGAAGAAGACUCUGGUUUUCCACCGAGGCCGUGCUCCCAAGGGAGAGCGCACCAACUGGAUCAUGCAUGAAUAUCGAGCCACUGAAGAGGACCUUGAUGGCAGCAGCCCUGGACAGGGAGCCUUUGUUCUGUGCCGCUUGUUUAGGAAGCAAGAUGAGAAGGCUAACCAUUCCAAGUAUGAUGAAGUUGAACAAACUGGGUUGUCUUCUUCCACAAGCAAAUCUUCUCCUGAUGACAACAUGUCCUCAGAUGCUCUUCAGGGAACAACAACAACGUGUGUCCAAGUCAGAAGGCAACAAGAAGUUACUUGGAGAUCUGAUGACAUAACCUCGAAUGGCCAUUUUUGUCCGGGAGGCUGUUCUUCAGAUGCAGAUAACCACUCUGCAGAAGAAGCAGCUACAGAGGUGCAUCCACAGCUGGCAGGGGACUUGGUUUUUGAAGAGUCUACAUGUGAACAAGUUGAUUGUAAGGUUUUCUCCCCAUUGCAAAUGCAGAUGGAAACAGAGAUGGGUAUAUCCAUUGAUGCACUAUUAUACAAUGACUUUGGCAUCGAUCAUAAUGGAACACAAUUCCAGGAUGGCACUGGUGAACAGGAUGUUUCUUUUGACCUGUUGGAAUUACAUCAAAACAAUGUUGAGUAUCCAUGUGAAGAGUCUACCAUUUUCACAACCUCUGCUGUUUGCAAUGACACCAAAAUGUUUGGGCACACUCCUUUGUUAACUCAUGGGCUGCCUGGAAACUCUUACAUGGAGCCCAGUGAAAUUUAUCAUAAUAUGGCCCUAGAACAGAAGCAAACAUUUCUCACAUAUUGCCAAGGUCAAUCGUCAAGCGAUGCCCCUAAACAUGGAAUGGAAGACAUUGGUGCCCUUUAUGAUAACUCUAUGAGACAAAAUGUGUCAUCUGCUGAUUCUAUUAUUGCUCCAUUCUACGGGUCACUCAAAAUCCUGGAAGCAUCAAAUGGUCAGUCUAGUGUUGCUAACUGUGGGUGUGAAGUUGGUGAGACGGGAAUCAAGAUCAGGACCCGCCAGCCUGGAAACCGAUCACAUCCCAAGGAUGUUUUUAUACAGGGAAAUGCCCCAAGAAGAAUCCGUCUGGAAACAAAACUCUCUCUUGUAUCAGCUUCCAGUUGUAAAUUGGUAGAUUCAAGCAGCUGUGUCGAUGAUGAAGGGCAUGGCGCAGAGUCAACUUCUGAGGCCAGAGAAGUUGGCAUAGUUUCUGAUGAGGCGGAUUCAAGUCAUCCAUCCAUUGUUGACCAUAACUGCAAAACGGGGUCUCAAGUAAACAGGGAAACCUCUCAAGUAUUGAAUGCAAGACACAGGGUUAGAACUAAACAGGACGGAGAGACAGGCUGUUGCCAGAUCAUGUCACGUGCAUUCUCAGGAAUACAACCCCGGCUUAGUCGCCGGAAUUUCUCCAUUCUUCAUGCAGUUGGUAUAUGUUUGAUUGCCAUCCUGUUCAUAGUAUCUAUUGGGAUGUGGAGGUGCCCUACCAUAGUACUGAGCCGGGUGAAAUAGGUAUGUCAUGUAGCUUAAGGGUGCAAUGUAAAUAGGACACCUGCUUGUUUAACUAUGUAGCCUGAGUUUGGAUCAAGGCCUUCGAUUAAUGGACGAUUUUGAUUAAUUAUAUUAAUUGUACUAGUUGUAUAUAUUUUUUAUU
Messenger RNA from Diospyros lotus (date-plum), 2418 nucleotides. Its product is annotated as protein NTM1-like 9. The transcript is spliced from 6 exons. Gene Ontology annotation, molecular function: DNA binding. Bases 417 to 2276 code for a protein of 619 amino acids. NCBI's taxonomy places the organism in Eukaryota, Viridiplantae, Streptophyta, Magnoliopsida, Ericales, Ebenaceae. Gene Ontology annotation, biological process: regulation of DNA-templated transcription. The record is from RefSeq and is a predicted model, not a curated record.